Sodiomyces alkalinus F11 is the source of this 1106-nucleotide messenger RNA. RefSeq lists its product as hypothetical. The coding region runs from base 179 to 967 and encodes 262 amino acids. NCBI's taxonomy places the organism in Eukaryota, Fungi, Ascomycota, Sordariomycetes, Glomerellales, Plectosphaerellaceae. The transcript has 2 exons. The record is from RefSeq and is a predicted model, not a curated record.
UUUACCUACCUCCACUUCGGGCGAGCAGGAUAUAACCUUUCGUAGUUGCAUAAAACUUGGGUAAGGUAGUUGACCUGUUGCUUGGAUAAGAAGGCCAUAACUUUUGUGAGCCUUUCACCGUUAGAUACUCCCACUUUCUGGCCAUCAACCGGCGUCUGCCCAACGUCCAGCCGCAAAAAUGCCCGGCGGGGUCAUCAGUAUUCUCGUCGUCAAUCCCAACUCAUCCCAUGCCAUGACACAGGGUAUGGAGGAUGCAAUUAAAGGUAUUCCGUUGGAUGAGUCGAUCAAAGUGUACACGUACACAGCACCUCCCGACAGCCCAGCAAGUAUCAACGAUGCGGAGGGUAUUCAAAUCAGCACGGAUGUCGUCCUCAAGGACCUCGCACAGUCGGGCGAGCUGGAGAAGUACGACGGCAUCCUCGUCGCUUGCUACAGUGUCCACCCCCUCGUCGGCCAUCUCGCAGAGCAGUACAAGAACGGGCUCUCCGUAACGGGUAUAUUCGAGGCCAGCAUCCUCACCGCCACUUCUUUGCUACCGCCCGCGACUUCAGGCUCCGGCUCCCAUCAGAGCCAGUGGGGGAUCGUGACUACCGGCGCGUUCUGGGAAGAGCAUCUCGGGACGGGGGUGAGGGAGUUCCUCGGCCAGGAGUCAGGGAGCAAGAACGCCAAAUUCAGAGGUGUAGCGUCUACGGGUCUGUCAGCCGGCGACUUUCACCAUGUGAGUGCCCAGGAGGUCAAGGUCAAGCUCGAAGAGGCCACCAGGCGGCUUCUGGGAGAUGGCGGGGUCAGCUGUGUGGUCAUGGGCUGCGCAGGCAUGGCUGGUUUGGAGGAGAUUAUCCGCACAACUGGCAUCAGCCAGUAUGGGACCGAGGCAGGUAGCAGCGUCCUCGUUGUGGAUGGAGUUAAGGCCGGCAUUCUCCAGCUUGAACAAAUGGUCAAGAGCCGGCGGUUGUUUUCGAUGAAAUAGAUCUGCCUGUAUUUCAUGUCCCUGGGAACGCCCCAUAAUUGGAUGGCCCUUGUUCCCUAUUUAAAAACAUCCUACAUGAUGACCGUACUAUAAGAAACGCCACGCUAAGGGGGGAAGUUGGGGAAAACAAUGAAGAAAG